Molecule: messenger RNA, 1173 nt
Organism: Ectocarpus siliculosus
Lineage: Eukaryota; Phaeophyceae; Ectocarpales; Ectocarpaceae
Source: the annotation of a GenBank genome assembly
CCUGCUACUAGAUUAUCUUGGGACAAUGGCACACGCGCUGCGUACAGGGCUACUUGGAGUGGCAAGCCGAGGGACCGUGCGGAACUUCAGUGCGUGGCUUGCUCUGGCGUUGGUCGCCCUGACCGCCGGCGUUUGCGAUGCGUUCGUAGCCCCGUCCGCCUCGCUGCCGCUGGCCGGCGGCUCCGCUGUAUCGAAAAUCGAUGGGCACAGUCGCGGUUGCAGCACCCGACCGAACAGCAGCGGCAGCGGCAGCCUUUCCAUGAGCGCGGACGGGAGCGCGACCAAAGGUGAACCGGCAAAGCUCGCCGCGGUUGUGUACACGUAUGUGGAUGGCAUGGUCGACAAGCGUGGGCCAUACCGAACGGACCACCUGGACUUGCUCAAGGCCAUGACGGAAGAGGGAACAUGCCUGCUUGGGGGGGCGUUCUUGGAGCCCUGCGACGGUGCCGUCCUCCUCUUCUCCAGCCCCGAAAAGGCCCAACAGUUCGUCGACAAGGACCCGUACAACACCGGCGGGCUCGUCACCAAGUAUCAGAUCCGCGACUACAUGGCCGUGGUGGGCACUAUGCUAUAGUGAAAGCACCAAGAGCGAGGCGUUCGCGGUCGCGGCGAGGGACCCGCGCCCGGUCUCCGCCGCCCUGUCCGCCACGAGGACGACGAGAAGGGUAGUUGGUGUUGUGUAGGCGUGUCUGCCCCGGGCGGGGCCUAGAGUGCGAGGCGGCGAAGACGGGUUGUUGUGAUCAUCUGCGGCGUGACUUCCAAAGAGUAUGGAGGAUUCGGGGAGAAACGGGGUGGUUGCAGAGCCGCAGGAUAGUAGCUCUGUGUGUGUGCAAGGAUUCCGAAACACAGCAAGCGGUUUGGCAGGGGGAGUAGCUGAUGCAGAGUUGUGUUGGAAUAAUACAUUUAUUUUCACUCUGGUGGUCGUUACGUAUUCUCCUUGGUUCCUUGUGCAAGCGGUUUGCACGUGAUAGACUAAGAGGUCACCAAAGCCAAAGCCCUAACGGGUGUUGUUGCCGUCUGGUGGCUGUGAAAGCCUGCCGCCCUCGGGCGUUUCGGAGAGACGCUUCUCCGCCAAGUGUCUAAGGAUACUUGAAGAGUUUUCUCAACAAUUGAAGACAUGGUGCAGAAUCAGGAGCGAAAGCGCUGUUUUCAAAUGAGGAACGUUGAGAUAUU